AUGACUGAUCAAUCUUCAUUAUCAGCUAAUUUAAAACAAUUUUUAACUGAAGAACAGAUUGAAAUUGAACGACAACGACGACAAGCUGAUUGGGAACGUGUACGAUCAGCAGCUGAUCCAAUUGAAGCACCAGCUGAAGUAUUUGAUUCACGAUCUCUUUAUGAAAAACUUAAAGUACAACAUGAUACUAAAAAAAAAGAAUAUGAAGAUAUGUGGGCAGCAAAAAAUUCAAUUCGUGGUCUUGAUGAAGAUGAAACAGACUUUUUAACUCGUUUAGAUCAUGCAAAAAUUGAAAAACAACGUGAAUUAAAACGAAUGGAACAAGAAGAAAUUGAAGAAUUAAAAAUAUCCUUUUAUUUUUUUUUAACAAAAAAGAAACUAUUUUUCCUUAACUCCAUAAAAUACAAGGCUCAAAAAGAAUUAGAAACUAUUUCAACAAAUACUCGUCCAAUAUCAACUAAACAACAUAUUACACCACCAGUAGUUAAUAAACAAAAACAAUUACUCAGUGGAAUUGUUAAACGAAAAAGUUCAACAAAUGAAUCAUUAAAACGUCCAUUAGAAGAUGAUAAUGAAGAAGAUGAUCAACAACAAAUAAAAUUAGAACCACCAGCUCGAUUACCACGUUUACUUAUUCCAGGUGGUCGUUUACCUGGAAUAGGUCCAGCUGAAGGUUUUACAGAUUCAUCUGAUUCAAGUGAAAGUAGUGAUGAAGAUGGUCUUUCUCGAUAUUCAAAUAAUGCUGGUAUUCAAUCAUCAAUAGCACAACGAAAAAAAUUAGUUAAACAAUUACAAGAUAUUGCUGCUGCAUCAACAGGUGGUGGCGAAUGA
Molecule: messenger RNA, 831 nt
Organism: Rotaria sordida
Lineage: Eukaryota; Metazoa; Rotifera; Eurotatoria; Philodinida; Philodinidae
Source: the annotation of a GenBank genome assembly